ACCAAAGGCAAAAAGAUUUCUCUCAACGUGCAGUUGCCAUCCAGCUCGUAGGAUUUGUCUCUGCAGAAUAUUUAAAUCCCGAGAUACCUCCCCUCUGUUCGCCUUGAAUCCAUCGCUACCCCUCUCGACACAGCCAGCCCGUUUGUCUGCAGCGCAACCUCGUACACCUGUAUUAAAACUUCCCCGCAAUCACUAUGAAGGCAUAUUGGUUCGAUAAUCAAGAGGGUGACCAGCGCCUCGCACACGACUCGGGACGUGCAGUUGAUCCCUCUUACUUGGCCCAGAUCGGCGUCCUCUACCAUCACUGCCCCGAACUGACCUCCGUCGAUGCCAUUGCCAAAGAAAGAAAAUACAAGAACCGCGAUGAAAUCACGGUCUCUCCACAAGCCAUGGGCGCCGUCUAUGAAGACAAAGUGAAGAUGUUCUUUGACGAGCAUCUACAUGAAGACGAAGAGAUUCGCUAUAUUCGGGACGGCGCAGGUUACUUUGAUGUUAGAUCAAAGGACGAUGACUGGGUGAGAAUUCGGCUUGAAAAGGACGAUCUGAUCAUUCUCCCCGCGGGUAUCUAUCACCGUUUCACCACCGAUGAAGAUAAUUAUAUCAAGGCUAUGCGCCUGUUUCAAGACGAGCCCAAGUGGAAACCACUCAACCGUGGUGCCGAGACCGACGUCAACGAGCACCGCAAGAAUUACCUGCAGACCAGAGACGGCAUUUCUGUGGCAUAACAGAUGGCUGGAAGGCCGCAGGUGUGAUUGAUGAGGCUUCUAGCUCGAAGGAAAUCUUUCCCUCGCGAGUAGAUUAUUUGCGCGACGUAACACACGAGUUCUGAAAAUGAUGAAACCGCCUUCUGCGUCGAAUACAUACCGCUUAAGCGAGAGCCUAGAACCAAUCUGGCUUUAUGCAUUUCUCUGCUUAGUUGACAAAGCCAUCUCUUGAACAUGAGGAGUCCAUAACAAGUUUGCGGUGUAGCAGACGGUUUCGUGUAUGAUGUUGUAUUGCAGGAAUCCAUCUCCGAAACCGGCCAUUUUGCAGAUGUAAUUAGUCG
Cladophialophora immunda is the source of this 1045-nucleotide messenger RNA. RefSeq names its product 1,2-dihydroxy-3-keto-5-methylthiopentene dioxygenase. The record is from RefSeq and is a predicted model, not a curated record. Gene Ontology annotation, molecular function: acireductone dioxygenase [iron(II)-requiring] activity. Lineage: Eukaryota; Fungi; Ascomycota; Eurotiomycetes; Chaetothyriales; Herpotrichiellaceae. The coding region runs from base 195 to 725 and encodes 176 amino acids. The transcript has 3 exons.